Messenger RNA from Lingula anatina, 1299 nucleotides. RefSeq lists its product as uncharacterized. Gene Ontology annotation, biological process: signal transduction. The record is from RefSeq and is a predicted model, not a curated record. Lineage: Eukaryota; Metazoa; Brachiopoda; Lingulata; Lingulida; Lingulidae. Gene Ontology annotation, molecular function: oxidoreductase activity.
AUGGUCGUUUGCUGACAACAUGUAAACUUAUGUUGACGUGAAGAAAUUUAGUAUAUUUCACACACUUGAUAAAGUUCUGUAGAGAAAGUAGUUAAAUUUUCGAAGGUUCCUGAUUCUGUUGGCUUCAUUUGUGGAGAUCAUUUUGAAGUUUUUAUACCAUGGCCAUGUGACAUUCACCAAACCCCAAUGACUGAGUACUGCACUGUAGUGGGUUGAUACAAGAUCAUGGGUUCUGGGUCCAGCAUUCAGACUGGGAAGGAUUCUUCUGCUUCUUCUCCCUCCAAAACCAGUAAAACUGGUCAAAAGGAGACGAAGUCUGACUACAUUGUUGAACCCAAAGAUGUGAUGAUUAGCUACAGCCAUGCUGAUAAAGAUAUGAUGAACAAACUCAAAGAUGCAUUAGAGAAGCAUGGAAUAUCUGUAUGGGUAGACACAAUCGGUCUCAAGGCUGGUGUAGACUUUCUCAGUAAAAUAGGGCAAGCUAUUAUUGAUGCCAAGCUUUUCAUUUCUUUAUUAAGUGAAAAGUCUAUAGCGUCUAAGUACUGCCAGGAUGAAUUGGCUCUUGCCUAUAUCUCCAAUAAACCAAUCUUCCCAUGUGGUCUUAAGACUCCAGAAGAACUUUUCCCUUUGAUGGACACAGGAAUGAAACUUCAAUUAGCAAGAUUUGAAUGGAACUUAUUCACUGAAGAAGAUGCUUUUGAAAGCAAUUUUGAGAAACUUGCCAAUAAAAUGGAUGCAGAAAUAUCUAAAAUGAAUAUCGAAUCCCACGUGCCUCCAGCCGAUGAGGCAUCAUCAUCAUCCAAGCAGGCUGAACCAUCUGAUAAGGGAGACGGAAAUCCAGAAUCUCGUCAAAUACUGAAGCGUCAAGACAGCGUACGAAUGAACCAGAGAUUUGACAAAAACAUGAUGGGAAGAUUAGAUUCCUUUGGCAUAACGGUGAAGGAGGAGGACUUUUGGAGCCAACAUUACCCAGAUCGAAACCAAGUGGAAUGGAUUGAAUUCUCAGGAAAAUUCAAGCAGGAAUACAAGAGUAACAUUGACAAGCUGUUCUCAGAGGAGGACCAGACGAGGAUGGAGAUGAUGAUGAAGCAUGAAAUGGCUGUGGAGGAAGAUGGGAUUCUUCAUGUUGAAAAGUACAAAGAAUUCUGCACCAUAGAUAAGGAAUUGUUUUCAUUGUGGCAGCGAGUGCAAGACUAUGCCUUAGAGCACUUUGCCAUGAGAGAAGUAUUUAACAUGGAUUCUCAUGUCAGGGUGGAGGCAAUAGAAAAUUUAGGUAUUUUUGCAGAAAGUGCAUUUUAG